Molecule: messenger RNA, 1805 nt
Organism: Panicum hallii
Lineage: Eukaryota; Viridiplantae; Streptophyta; Magnoliopsida; Poales; Poaceae
Product: zinc-finger homeodomain protein 9-like
Exons: 1
Coding region: 237-1334 (365 amino acids)
Biological process (GO): regulation of DNA-templated transcription; regulation of developmental process
Cellular component (GO): nucleus
Molecular function (GO): transcription cis-regulatory region binding; DNA-binding transcription factor activity
Source: RefSeq, a predicted model, not a curated record
GAGCUUGCUCUCUCACUCCCCCCUUCUCUCUCACAAGUCACUAGCCUUCGCUGCAGCUGCCGCUGCCCUUUUUAUUCUUAUCUCCUCGCCCUCUCUUCACCUCCUUACCUGUUGUUUUCCUCCCUCCUCCCUUGACCCGUCGUCCCAUGCUAAAGCCCAGGGUUAGGAGCUAGAGGUAAUCUCUCCCUGUGGGUGUGUGUCUCUCUGCCCCCGGCCAAGCCGAGUGGGGGCAACCCAUGGAAGCCAUGGACGUCAAGUACAAGCCCCUCAUGUUCCCCAACGGCGCCGCCGUCAAGAAGGUGAAGCCGGCGGCCGUGGCGCCGGCAGCGGGGGAGCCGCUGUACCGGGAGUGCCUCAAGAACCACGCCGCGAGCCUGGGCGGCCACGCCGUGGACGGCUGCGGGGAGUUCAUGCCCUCGCCGGGGGCCAACCCCGCCGACACGACGUCGCUCAAGUGCGCGGCGUGCGGGUGCCACCGCAACUUCCACCGCCGGAUGGUGGAGGGCUCCCCGCCGCCGCCCGCGCCGCUGGCGCUUCCGGCGCCGCCUGUGCUGCCCAGCGUGCUGCACGGCCAGCGGCACCGCGGCGGCGAGGAGACGCCCGAUGACCGGCUCCCGGGGGCCGUCGACGACUCCGACUCCGACUCGGACGGCUCCGAGUACGACGAGGAGCGGUCGGUGUCCCCGCCGCCUCCGCCGCACCACGUGCCGGCGCCGGUGGCGCAGCAGCCGCCCCCGCCGCCGUACUUCCCGUCGGGGCCGCACAUGCUGCUCUCGCUGGGCUCCGGCGCGCCGGGGGCCGCGGUGGCGGCCGCGGCGCAGAGGCUGCCCCCCGCCCAGCUGACGCCGUCGAGCGCGCCGCCCCCCGGGGGCGCGAUGCCGAGGAAGCGGUUCCGCACCAAGUUCACCGCCGAGCAGAAGCAGCGGAUGCAGGAGCUGUCGGAGCGGCUCGGGUGGCGGCUGCAGAAGCGCGACGAGGCCAUCGUCGACGAGUGGUGCCGCGACAUCGGCGUCGGCAAGGGCGUCUUCAAGGUCUGGAUGCACAACAACAAGCACAACUUCCUGGGCGGCCACAGCGCCCGGCGCAGCGCCUCCUCCUCCGCCCCCGCCGGCCCCGGCGCCGGCGCGCCGCCCCUCCACGCCCCAACCGCCAACGCCGGCGCCGCCGCACCGUCAUUCAACACGUCCGCCAUCACCCCUCCCCCUCCCGUCCUCACCUCGUCACCGCCCUCCGCAAGCGGCUUCAACAUCAACGGCGCCGCCUCCUCCGCCCCCACCGCCUCCGCCGGCCACCCGGACAACGUCAACGGAGCCUCGUCGCCGCAGUCCGCAUAAACUAGAGAGAGAGAGGAGAGAGGGGAGGGAGAAUGGAGAGAGAAAACAUGUAGCUUAAUUUCAGUGAUCGUUUCUUUUUCUUUUUUUCCUUAGACUUUCCAUCUAAGAAAUUAACCCCAAGAAAGCAUGCGCCGCCGCGCGCCAUGCCUAGAAAUCCAAGCUUCCUUCCCCUGUAUGUCCUUGGGAUCCGAUGAUGAUGUUGAUGCUGAUUUAGGAUUAGAUUAUCUCAUCCUAUUCCAUCCCAUCCCAACCAAAAGAGGCAGUAGCCUCCUUGGUUGUUGUUCUUGUCCUCUUUGAUUGAGCUCAUUCAAGAGCCGUGCUCGGAGGAGCAAAGCAGGGCGAGGGUUCUUGCUUCUAGACUCCUAGGAUCCCAUGCUGUUGUGCUGUGACAUGUUGCGCCGAACGGAAGCAGCCUCCCGUCUUGCUCCUCCGAGCACUGUUCCUCCCAUAAAUUAAUUGACUUGCUCUGUA